Messenger RNA from Lycium ferocissimum, 594 nucleotides. RefSeq lists its product as uncharacterized. The transcript has a single exon. The coding region runs from base 1 to 594 and encodes 197 amino acids. The record is from RefSeq and is a predicted model, not a curated record. NCBI's taxonomy places the organism in Eukaryota, Viridiplantae, Streptophyta, Magnoliopsida, Solanales, Solanaceae.
AUGUUCGGAUUGGCUAAGUUUGUGAAAGACCUGCUUACAAAGAAAAGGUCUGUGCAACAUGAUAUAGUGAAUUUUACUCAUCGUGUGAGUUCGAUUAUUGCUUCCACCACAGUUCAAAAGAAGGGAGCUCCAGGGGCGUUUAACAUUCCUUGCAAUAUUAGGCUUCAUGUAUUCACCCGUGCUCUGUGUGAUAAUGGGGCAAGUAUCAACUUAAUGCCCCCUGCUAUUUUCAAACAAUCCGGAUUGGGAAAGCCUAGAUCGACUUCUACGCGAUUAAAAAUGGUGGUAAGAUCUAUCAAGAAGCCAGUUAGGGUUAUAGAUGUUGUGUUGGUACAAGUGGGUAAGUUCAUGAAGCUUGCUGAUUUCGUUAUUCAGGAUUGUGCGAUCGAUAGAGAUUUUCCCAUCAUCUUAGGAAGACCGUUCCUUGCUAUGGGCAGAGCGCUUAUGGACUCUGAAAAGAAUGAAAUUAAGUUCCGAGUGAAUAAUGAAGAGGUGACUUCCCAAACAAGCAAGGGGAUGAAGUUGCCAAGUGCUUAUGAGAGUAUCUUAGUUAUUGAUUCGUUUGAUGGGAUUGAUGAUCUUUGUCGAACAUAA